UUGAGCGAGGGACGCGGCGGCGGCAGCAGCUUGGCUGCUUGUGUUCCUUCUAGCCCGCGCCGCGCCUGGACGGUGCCGCAAGUAUUGACCUCUCAGGCUCCCCCCUGCUCAAACCCGCGCCGUCCUCCCAAGUCACGGCGGCCAGCUUAUCCCUCAUCCCGACGGUGCCUUCGCCGUCCUCCGGCCUCUUCCUCCUCCUGGCGGUCCUCCCCGUAGCGCCGGCGCCUGCAAGCCCACCCCACUCCCACCCUUUCCCCGGCCAAGGACAGCGGUUUUCUCCCAGUUUCUUUGCACCCCCGAUUCGUUGCCGUUCUUCUUAUGAUUCACUUGUUACCCUCCGAUUCCAGCAGUUUCUUCUCCUUCCUAUCCAUAGCUAUAUUUUGCAAAUUAUUUUCUUGUAUUUUAAUCCGCAGUCCCUCCGGGUAGGGGGGUGCAACAAUAUUUUGUCGUGAUUUUCCUUUUCCGGUAAUAGUUCUUAGGGAGGUAGCCGUUUGAAUGUAUUGCAGUUAAAGCAAGGCAUUUUUGUGGCACUAAAGAUUAAAAGUAUUUAUUAGGACAUUAGCUUCAUUGGAUAACUGUUAAGCUAUUGCUUUCCUCAACUACAGUGCUGCCACACACAUAAUUGGCAAAUAGUCUAAUUUUUGUUCAUGUGCCAGUAAGUCAAUAUCACUUGUAUGCUUUGUGGUUAUCUUUUAAUUUUCUGUAGGCUUCUGUCUUCCCAGUAGUAGUAAACGUCUUGAGGAUUGUAUUGUAUGGAACGGCAGUGUAUCUGUUUUUGUGUGACAGAAAGAGCUUUACUUGCUCCAAAAAGACUGUAGUUGGAAUGUUUUGCAUUUUUCUUCAUUUCUGAUUCGUAGAAAUUUGCUAGAUUUGAAAACAGCACUUUAUUUAGUAUCAUGUAUCUUUUGCUUAGGUGUAAGGUUUUGCUGGUCAGUGUUAGAGAUGCAGAAAGAACAGGAUUAAUUAGAACUGAGCAUCCUUCCCAAACCUAAUAUUUUUCAGCCGUUUUGAGAGAGAUGUAGUUUCUAACAUCUUGGUUUCAAACCACAGUGAAUGAAAAGUAUGUUAGAGCAACAAUAUAUGAAAUUAUUUGCUGAAUAAUAGACAACUGAAGAUGCCUUAGGUGAAAUUGCUUCAGUUUUAGGUUUGAAAUAAUAUAGAUAAUAAUGGAGGAUGCCGAUACUGGAUAGCAUGUUUCAGAAAGCUCUUCCUUGUGCCUAGGUUAAAGUGCUAUCCAGCAUUCCAUGAGCUGGCAGAAAACUAUACCAGAAUAAAAUUGGCUUUCCUCUGUGGCUAUUCUUAUCCUGCUACAGGCAUGAUGGCAACAAAUGCUGCUGUUCUUAACGUGGGCUUGGUGCGGGUUUAGCCAUCUGCCAGAACUUGCUGUGGUUUUGCACAGGUGUUUCGUGGAAGGGGCUUGAAGGGAGUCUGGCUAUUAGCAGAUGUCAGUUGAUAACUGGACUCAUUUUGGACUUCAGUUUAGUGCUGUUCCAGAAGAGCACUGAACCUGUGUUCAAAAGCAGAUCAAACAGUAGCUGACAAGUAUGUCGAAGGUUGAACCAUGAACCAUGGCUCUAUUUCUCCUGCUUUACUGACAGUCACCACUGCUGUCAUCUCAGAGACCUGUCAGGUAAAGGGGAAGAGCCCGAUUUGAAGGAACCAGAUUCUCCUGCCCAAAGUGGAAUGGAGGACAGUGCCCAGGGGCUAUAUUUGCACUAGCUUCAAGGGGCUAAUGGGGUCAGGCUAAUCUACCCCUCCCCAAGGGAUUUCCUGAGUGCACCAAUUGUAUCUUCAGCAGAACCUAUGUUGGGAUAAAGAGGAAAAUGCCACUUUAAUACCAGCACAGCUAAGGACAGCUCAAGGAUGCUUCAGGUGUGGGUUAGGAAUCAGAUAAAGGUGAUGCCAUCAGGACACAACAGGAAAAAGGUUUCUGGGACAUGUUUGGGCUGCAGUUAGACACAGAUGAAGAAAGGCUCUUAAAAGGCAAUGUUUAUCAAGUAUUAGUAAACAACAACAACAAGGCUUUCUAAGUUGAAGCUUAUACUACCAUCUCUCCUAGAUCCAGGAUAUAAUGCUAGCUCUGUGGAAACUAUAGUUUGCAAAGUAGUAUCCAACCUUAUAAAUAUGUUUCCCCCCUUUACAUUUUGAAUGACUUCUUCCUCCUUUUCCUAUUUUAGCUAUGAUUUUGCACUGACAUUUGUGCUUAGUUCCCUUGAAAAUCAGAAAUAAAUGAUCAUGGUUUGAAAUUUCUACACAAACAGUAGUUAAGAGAACUUGCAUUUUGUUCUUUGUUUAAUAUAUGGCCAUAAUUAUAUGCCAGCAAGGGAAAGAGGCAACUGUUCUGAAAUGAGACUGUGUUUCUGAUUUGCAAAUAGCGGCUUGCAAUAAUUCUUGUUAAUUCUUUAUUGUGUUGAAGCAUUUGAAGGCAAACUGGGAAUUAAUAUUUGUGGCGCAUCCUCAGAGCAAAACUUCAUCAGUGUUGGAUAAAUGUUCUGUAACAUUCUGCUUUAGGCCUGCUUGCCUACGUUAUUCAUCCUUUCCCCCUAAUCUGUAGUUCGACAGCAUAUUACUGCUCAUAUAAGGCUACAGCUUAAAAUCUGUGGAGCACAUAGUAUAUUGAUUGAAAUCAUAAUAUGGGUCUUUCAUUAGUCCUGACUGGCUUUUUGCCUGUUCAUUUUUGUAUUCAUAUGUAUUGCUUCAUACAAGAAGGAUGCUGCAAGAUAAUGGUAAACAGUUUCAUUGGGAACAGUCAUAAUUUAUUUUAGGAUUGGUUGACUGUUGAUGUUCCUUACAGAAAUAAUAAGUUGCACAUUUAUUUUAAUUUAAUUUAGAGUGGGUUUCCAGGUAUGGGGCAAGCUAUUCCUUAAUAGCGUAAAUAUCAGGGAAUCAGGAAAAUUAUCAUGAAGGAGGGACUUCCUAUUGCCUAGUUUAAUAGUUGUUAUUGCUGUUUUGGUGCAGUAGUAGCUUUUUCCUGUACUGUUUUUGUGAGAAGAAGCAGACAGCAUAACCACUUUGGAAAAUUAAAUAGUUGUAGACAUUUUGUGCAGAAGCACCUUAAAGGUUUAAAUAAAAAUUCAUUUGAAUAUCUCUUAGUUGUUUUUUAAUUGUGUGGCAGCACAAUGUUUAUAGAGAUGAAUUAGCUAUUCCUGUUCAGAAAAAAUGCUAACAAAUUGAAAUGACUUUUGUAUGUUGUAACUUUACUGAUUCUUUUUCCAUUCUGGAUUAACAAUGAACAAAGCUUGUUUUGUGCAUGUUAUACGUAUAACUAUAUUAGGGAUGCAAUUGCAAGUUUUCUUCUGUUAAAUAUUGUUUGUUGAUUAAUUGCAGAAUGUUUGGCACUCCAGGCCUGCAGAAACUAAGUGUGAUUUACAGCCAAGCUGGAAGCAGCCAAGAAAACAGCCAAAUACAACAUGGAAGACCGGUGAACUUCUGGAGAACUGAAGUGAAAGUUGGCAUAGUUUCUAUGAAACCAUAAAUGACUUCUUGGCAUCUUGAUUGCCAUGACACCCAGCAGAGGAUUGUGUGGAAAAUGUGGGAAUCCUCCCCUUAAAAAACUGCUGACAGCCAUGGCUAGUUCCAGGGUUUGCCUCUUGUUUUGACACCAUGGGAACGUGCUGCAGUAGCCCAUGCCGAGACAGGGUUCCAGAUAACCACCCCACCAAGUUUAAGGUGACAAAUGUUGAUGAUGAGGGCAAUGAGCUGGGCUCAGGGAUUAUGGAAUUGACACAGAGGGAACUUGUUUUGCACACUCAUAAGCGCGAUGCUGUUCGGUGGCCAUACCUUUGCUUGCGUCGCUAUGGCUAUGAUUCCAACCUCUUCUCGUUUGAAAGUGGACGUCGCUGCCUGACUGGACAGGGAAUUUUUGCAUUCAAGUGCUCAAGAGCUGAAGAGAUAUUUAAUCUGCUGCAGGACCUGAUGCAGUGUAAUAGCAUCAGUGUGGUGGAGGAACCUGUUGUCAUUACAAGGAAUGCAGCUGAACUGGAGCUACCCCGGACUCCCCAGACACCUGAUAUCCCAGGUUUUCCUAAUGGGUUCCAUAACUUCCCUAUGGAGCCCUCAUCUUGCUCUGCAGCCCGCCAUGCCCCCAUGAGUAGUCUAAGGCAUUCUUCAGUUGGGGAGGACUCUACACAUGCUCUUAUUAUCCCUGAUGGGCAAUCCCACACCUAUGUAAACACAGCCGGUGGUGAGGAUGACGUAAGAGGUCACCACUGUAUGCACUCCUUACCUGAGGUUCAUCCUCCGAUUGCCCAUUCCAACCAUAGCUGCUCCCUGGAGGACCGGAAUCCCCAGGUUUACCUUCAGCCAGGAGAGGUGAAGUUUGUUUUGGGCCCGGCCCUGGGUUAUAGGCACAUGAUAAAAUGUGAUGGCUGCUGUCGGCCCCACUGGAAGUGCUCAAGGCAUUUCUGCACCCCUCACAACAACAACAACAAUGAGUACAAAGAUGAGUGCCUCGCCCCCAAGUGUGUUUAUGAGAACCUCAACGGUCCGCUGCCUUCUCGAGGAACCUUGCUUCGUCGGGGCGGCGGGCGCUUGAAAAUUCCUCGUGAGGAUCUGAAUCCUACCAGUUGCUCUCAUCGCAGGACCACUCUACUGCACUAUGAGAACCUGCCGUCGCUGCCUCCUGUGUGGGAGUGCCAGCCCCUAAGACAGGGCCAGGAUGAGGAGGACUCUGGUGACGCAAUGACACCUUCUUCCAGUGGUUAUCCAGAAACUGAAGAAGAUGACCCUUUACGAAACUACAUGAACUCAGAAAGGGUUGCCCUACAUGGAGGUCUGCGCAGGGGAGGUUGCUUACAACGGCGCCGCAGUUGCACACCCAGCGUUUUCAAUUUCGACUUCUGCCGGCCCUACUUGGAGCAGCCAAGGCAGCUCAAUUAUAUCCAGGUGGAACUGCAGGAUGAUCCUUGUAAAGGGCACCAAAGCUUACCAGUCCCCCAUGUCCCGUGUGCGGCUGCCCAUCCAGCCCGCAGGACCAAUUCCUAUGCGGUCAUUGACCAUAAAAAGACAGCAGCCAUGUCCAGCUUACAGAGAGCACUUCCUAAGGAUGAUGGGACUUCCAGGAAAACACGACAUAACAGCACUGACCUGCCUCUGUAAGAAGAACACUCAACCCAAGCACCUCAUUGUGGCUUUUGUAUCUGCUCUUCAAAAAAUCAUGUCACAUAACUGCCAUCUUCCCAUUGUGCCCCCUGUUACUCAGUGUGAGUCACUGGAAUAGUUUCAUCAAGCUAACUUAAAAAAUGUAGCCUAUCUGUGCCUCUUCUGAGCCUCCUUUUCUCCUGCCAUAUACUUUCUGAAGCCCUGCCAUGUGCUUGAUUAUUUCACUUGCCUGAUGGCAGGGUGGGUAAUGGUACAGUUAGAACUUGAAGGCUAGGGAAGCUCUAUUUAACUUUUAUUUUUGAAAAUAUACAAAAAAUAUAUUUAUUUUUAAAUUUUGCAUAAACUUAUUUUUCAGAGAUGCCUGUAUUAGUUAGUUUAUUUAUUUAUUUAUCCAAGUUAAAGUGCCCGGCAAAUGUAAUGUUGAAUUGCUUUGCGAUUAAUUCUUUUCUCCGUGAGAAUCAGGAAAGCAGUAAAAGGGUAGGUGCUGUAUCAAAUUUUUUAACAAGCAUAAGGCCAGUCCUUAAAAGGCAAAACAAAGGAGGAGAUUCAGGGAAUGUGACGCAUGCAAGAAUGGUUCCCAACCCAUGUAGUCCUGGGGGUGACUCAAUAUGCUGACAAAGCCUAACUUCCCAGCUCCAGUUUUUGACUGACUGUACAUCUCAUAAUAUGCUUCUCUUCAUCCUCAGAGCAGGAAAACCACAGAACUAUAAAGCACCCAGCCAAACCCCUGGUGGACCUUUUAAAUUUUUGCUGCUUGCAUAACAGUCUGGCAGAGUCUCUCUAAAAAGCCAAUAUUCUGAUGUGUAUUUUACAUGGUACUGUUUUGCUGGAAUCAGGUAGAAAUUUCUUCCUCCAUUUUGCUUUAUUGCCUCAGAUCCAACCCUCUAAUACUGUCCAAUGCAUACUUCAAUAUGCCAGUGAAACCGAGGCCAUCAUUGGCAAAUAAUUGAUUUAGGGUGGUAGGGAAACAGAACAUUUGAGCAACUUUAAGGACAAGCAAAGCUUUGCUUAUUUGGGAUUUUCACAGGUACUUUAGGUUAGUAAUAGACCUACAAUAGGGAAUACACAUCUGGUGGUUAUUAUUUAUGUAUUUGCUGCUGUUUGCCUUCCCAGAGGCAGCCCAUCCAGGAAUAAAUGCAUUUGAUCUAAAGUUCAAUCAGGCUUUUCUGAAAAACUCUUUCAUUGAAGCCAUUAUUAAAAUUCACUGUAUGUGAAACAAGCAUUACAGAAUUGGGAAUUAGAAAUCCUUCUGGUAGUAAUGAUUUCCUUGCUCUUGUUUCCAAAUCUGGUAAGAACUGUCCCUCUAUAACACAGCUUUUAAAUAUGUUUUUCAUUAUCACAUUUUAUUGGAAAAUAGAAUGUUUAUCUGUUUCGUUUUGGAUUUCUAAUGUAAUCCAUCCCAAGGAGUCCAAAUUAAUACUAGUAUUUCAAGCAAUAAGCUCAGUGAAACCAAGAAUCUAAAGUAUUCAUAAUUUGGAUAAACAUUAAUUCUAUUACAAGCUGAUCCACACCAUUAAAAGCUUACUGAAACAAGAAUAUAUUGCAGAAGCUUUGAAAACUGCUUGAAAUUAUGUUUUAAAAAACUGGUUUUAAAGUAGUUUUUCUUAAGCCUUUUUAUUGCACAGUGGUAUUCUGACUUGUUUGUUAUUUACUGCUUGUCAUAUUGUCAUAUUCAAAAACACAUGCUUUGCAUAUAGAAUAUCCCAGGUUUAAGCAGGAGUGAGAAUUUCCUGCCUGUUAACAUAGAUAAUACUGACCUAGAUGAUCAGUACCAUGCUCCAGUAUCUUAUAUCCUUUAUCUUUCAGUCUCCAUUCCUGUAUUCCUCUGUAGUUCUACUGUAUACUCAGAACUAAAAGAGAAAAAAAAAGAUGCAGUAAAGGGACAAGAGAAGAAAGUGUUAGGGAAUUAAUCUAAUUUUGCUUCAGUUACAUAUAUUUCAUGUCAUGGAGGAGUUUAUCAAUCAACGCACUUAGAUUUAGAACUGGCUCUUACAUGAUAACUGUACAUGGGAGUUGACUUGGAAGGUUUUGAACGUGGCUGCUAUUCCAUACAGUUUCAGUAUCACAAGCAGGUAUAAAAGUGUCAAAUUUUAGCAUUUUUUCCUCUGUUAUUUUCACUGUAGUCUUACAGAACAUAUUCUAAAAUUCAAGGCUGUAAGGGGAAGAAAGACUUAUGUGGGUAGAUACCAAGAUCUCUUCACUGUGGCCCUUUGUCAUAUAGUUAGGAUAGUCAAGAAGGCAUUGAUUUGAUGAGUGAUUUUGUAUUCUUGCUGUAUAAACUGAGCUAUUUCUGAUUUUAAUCAGUCAUUAUAAAAAUCAUUUUGCUUAUUUAGCAUUGCCUUUCUAACUGUUGUGCAUAAUAUGUUGGAAUUGAUUAGUAGAUAUUACAAGUAGGUGAUCUUUUAUGACCAUCAGCCUUUGUGAUGUUCCAAUGUCUAAUCAAAGCCUAUUAGAAUUAAUGGAAGAAUUCUUCUGUCUUAUUUACCUUGCAUCAAGCCAGUCAAAAUACAUCAUCACCACCACCACCACCACCACCACCAUCAUCAUCACCAUCUUUUUAUUCCGCCUUUUUUAUAUAUAACUCAAGGUGGCAAACUAAUACUCCUGCCUCCUAUUUCCCCACAACAACCCUGUGAGGUGGGUUGGGCUGAGAGAGAGUGACUGGCCCAAAGUGACCCAGCCAGCAUUCAUGCCUAAGGAGGCCCAGUCUUCUGCUUUCUAGCCCAGCACCUUAACCACUACACCAAACUGGCUCUCAAGCCAUUGUGGGGAGAUUCAAUAUGCAGGAUUCUUCCAGUAUCAUCAUUUGCCUCAGCGUCAGUUUUACUUCAUGAACCCAUGUGGUGUUCACUAUAGAGCAUUAACUGUAGGCUUCCAUAUAUUUAGGUGAUGGGCAGGCUGGAGUCCAGAGGACUCAAGCAGCAUUUUGUCACCACUCAGUAUUGAUCACAAAGCUAUGUGUAGCUAGCCUAUUGGUCUGUUAAGAUGGAAAAAGAAUUGUUUACUUUUUCAGAUGUAAUGGAACUUAAAGUGUAAUUAAGCAACAUUGAUUAGGAAGGAUAAAAUAAAAUAAGGGAGCUCUUCUUUUCAAGGAUUAUGUUUACUCUGAGAGACUUACUUAAUAAAAAGGAAGGUCUUCAGUUGCUAUUGCUGCAGAGUCAAGAGAGCUAAAAUCAUGCUUUUGUACCCUAUACUCUAGAAGCAUGGCUUAGUUUUAAGUACUAGGAAAUGUGAUUACCUGUGGUACAAUUAAAUCAGUGCCAAAGAUAAGUGUUCAUCUAAUGGGGACACAGUACGGUUUAAUUGUUUGAUUUUGUCUUAGUGUUUGGAUAUAGCCAUUUUGGUUUUUAAACCAGGUUUAUGGCUUAGUGUAUUCUGUGAAUUCAACCAGUUGUGGCUUAGUGACUAAGCCAUAUUUAAACGAACAAUGACUUAGGUCGUUAUGUGGAUCUAUCCACUGAAUGAGAUGCAGUGAAACACAUGAAGCUGGUUGCCUGCUAAUGUUGUCUUUCUGCAGUUUACAUCCAUUCUUUGUUUUAACAGUUAAAUAGCUUCAAUGCUCUGUACUUCGUUUUAUUACUAUUUACUACUAUUAUUUUUUAUAGACAUUUAAGUAGCAUUUUCUAACGUGACCAAGAAUGGUGCUUUUGCCAAGCCUUUGUUACCAGGGUUAGAAAGGUUCCAACUAGCAGAGAUGCUUAAUAGGCGUAUGACAAGCAGAAAUGCAGUUGGUGUACUUGCCUCUCAUAGAUUAAGACUGGUCACCACCCCAACCUUCAGGGGGAACAGGCUUAUUAAAUGGGUCCACUGCAGGCACCUUGUGGAUCUUUUUGGUUUCUAACAGUGCAUGGGAAGGUUGCCAGUGGCCUAGCAGACAGCUCUGUGGGGCAUUUGUUCAAAUCUGUCUAAUGGUGGCCACAGUUUCUACUAAUAAUUUCCUUAGUAGUAUUAGUUUUAAUGGUUUGGUUUUCAAGUAUUUUAUAGGUGUUUUAUUGUGUUUGCUUUAAGCUGCCUAGAGUUGUAAGAAUAGGCAGCAUACAAUGGUGGUAAAUAAAUAGAUAACCAUUCAGCAAUCCAGUGUCUCCUCCACAGGUGAUGCUUGUGCUGUUUCUUCAUUGGGUCUGCACCCACAUGAUCACACUGGGGAAACAGAGCUGAUUAAUUUUGAGUUCAGUAGUGGGGCAGGAGGAAGUACUGCAGAUGCUGAAACUGAAGUGGUAGAGCCUAGAGGUGGGAAAUUUUCCUUUAGUGGGAAUUAUUGCCUCAUCCUGGCUCCUGAGUUCUCCAUUCUCCCUGUUUGGGUUAAGGAACUAUGGCACUACAGUGCCUUUUUAUCGGUCGUCUUAAAAUGCAUAAAGAGGCAGCUUUGUAGCUGUCCUUGCAGUAGCCAUUCAUAUUUUUGUAUCACAACAAAAACUGUGUGAAGUUUGGGUGAAGUCAUAGUGUACUGUCUGGCUACCAUUUUUUUCUACUUGCCUAUGAGCAUAUGAACACCAUUGCCAGAAUGCUGGCAGUGAAUUGCAGGACACUAUGAAUUCUUUGGGGUGGGGGAAGAGUAUGAUAAUUUCUGCUUUUCUAACUGGAAGUUAUCUCUUAACUCUCAUUUUCUACAUGUGCCACAUUAGUUUUAAUAAUGAUCAAGAAAGCAAAAGUGAAAAUGUUGUGGCCUUUCUGGCAAUAGUUGCAAACCUCAUAGACUUGAACAGCUGCUAAACAUGAUGCUUUCCCAUCUCUGAAUACGUAGUGCUCAGCACCCCAUAAAAGUAUUUGUCUGCUUUUAGAGAUCCCUCUGGUGCUAUUGGAAAGAUUAAUUUAACAUGUUCAAUAAUAAAUUGCCAUUCAGAACAAUCACCACAUCCAAACUAAGUUGGAUUGCCACCUUUUUUCUUUCAUGGAAACUCCAAGCCUUUAACAACUAUGGCAGGCAAAAAUCUAGCACAUUUCUGAGCAUAGCUGUGCAGUAAUGUGGAAAGCUUGUAUUUAUUGCCUGUUAUGCAGUAACUAUACACUGAACCUUUCUAGUGAAAAAUAUAACAUGUCAUCUUAAACUAGACACAUGUUUUAUUACUUCCUUAAUAUCAUUUCCAUGUUAUUUAUUUGUUUGUUUCUCAUAUUUCUACACUGCCCAUUUCUCAAGCAACUCUAGUCAUCUUUAACAUUUAACACAUUAAAGAUAGUUUUCAUUCAGGGGACUGUCAUAGCCUAAUUUUCUUUAUGCUUCAGUGUCAAAGCAUAUUAGGAUAUUUUGUUCUCUUGGAUAGUUAAAACAAAAUAGAUAGUACUUCAGAGCCCCCUUUAAACACAUUGCCGGUGAGUAUGUCUGUUUACGGCUACACUGCAUCCAGCAUCUCCCAAAGGUUAGAGCAGGAACUGCAAGCUGACUGACUUGAAUAAUGGUUAUACCUACUCAUCUCACAAGGACGUUAUGAAGAGUAAUUGAUGUUUACAAAAUGAGUCUCAGAAAUGCCAAGAAACAUUACUACUGUACUGAACUUACUUUGCACAUCAAAUGGAAUCCCAUAUUAGUUGGUAUUGUGUUUAGUGUGAAAGGGCAUUAUCUCUAAUCCAAUUCCCUAGUUCUUUAUCAUCUCACAGUGGUGUAUCUGUAUCUUCUGGUUGGGCUUUGGGGAACCUUGUUCUAUAGAAGGAAAGAUAAUAGGUUUUACUUCCUUAUGUUUUAAUAUUUAUCUAAAACUUUCCACAGUUUAAAUGCUUUCAUGUUAAGUUCAUCUCUUCAGGCAUUGUUGGAUUGCAUAAAAGUAGGGAACUGUUGCAUCUUGCCCUACAGGUAGAAGAACCUGCAUCUUCCUCUGUUUUCUCAUUUAUGGAGGUAGGAAAGAUACAAGAACUCUAUCUAAUAAAAAAUGUAACCAGCUUAUGACAGUUUAUUCUUCUGGAACUUUCACUCCUCAACUUCAUGAAAUACUUGAAACCUUGUGAAUGCCCUGUUCUGGAAUUAGAUAUUAAAAAGUAACCAAAUUGGAGUCUGGGAUUGUGAGCCAGUGACUUUAAGUGGGAAGGUAAUUUUUUUUCUGUAAUUUCAUUUGAAAAGCCCGGCUGUAGCUAGGUAGAUCUCAAGUUCUUACGUUGUGCAGUUUUCUUCAUAGUUACUUGUACUGAUGAUUUUGCUGACUAUUUCUGACCUGGCGGAAAAACAAGGCAUGGGGAUGCUCAGUUGUUCUGGCCAUAGAAGUUGCUUUGUGAUUUUUAUUCAGUGGUUUCUGCUGUGUAUCUCUGUUAAUUCCUAUUUGUGUCUUAUCCUGUGUAGCCUUCAAAGUGAAGAGCAUUAGCAGUGCCAUGUGAUUGAGGAGCACUAAUAUCUUACGUUAAUGUGCAUAAAGAAUGUAUCCAUAAUAAAUUAUAUCUGAUGCUUA
This is a messenger RNA of Candoia aspera, 11474 nucleotides long. It is a transcript of the gene FRS3, whose product is annotated as fibroblast growth factor receptor substrate 3. The record is from RefSeq and is a predicted model, not a curated record. Lineage: Eukaryota; Metazoa; Chordata; Lepidosauria; Squamata; Candoiidae. Gene Ontology annotation, molecular function: transmembrane receptor protein tyrosine kinase adaptor activity; fibroblast growth factor receptor binding. Gene Ontology annotation, biological process: fibroblast growth factor receptor signaling pathway. The transcript has 7 exons. Gene Ontology annotation, cellular component: cytoplasm. Bases 3604 to 5097 code for a protein of 497 amino acids.